AUGGACCAACUUAAUUCAACUGUGGUCACCUCUAAUGUCUCUUCUCCAAUAUAUCCUCCUUUGACCACCAGUGUUUUGUUCCGUUUGGUCAUUUUUUCCCUCUGCCUUCUUGUGGGAGUUCCUAGAAACAUUGCUGUGAUCAUUCUCAAGCCAAACUGGAAUAAUCUGUCCCAUCUGACCCGGAGUUUAAUGCUGAAUCUGACUGUGUCUGACCUGCUCUGUCUGCUGACCAUUCCAUUUUGGAUUUACACUUCUUUUUUUGGUUGGACUUUUAGCCCGACGGCCUGUAAGCUACUGGUGUAUUUUCAAUACUGCACCAUUUCUGCCAGCCUGCUGACUGUGACUGUGUUGAGCAUCCAGCGAUAUUUUGUCAUUGUGCUCCAGAGAAGAUGCCAUCAGUUACUAGAUAAAGUGUUGCUGGUUCUGCUCUGGUUGGCUGCUGUGAUCCUGUCCACUCCUGCUUUGGUGGUUCACCAGCUGAACACAGAUAUGCCAUGGACAGAAUGCAUCACUUAUCCAUCUGAAGCACAGCAGAUGGCUAUCGGUUUGACAAAGGUUCUUGUUGGAUUUGCUUCUGUGUCAUUAGUGGUACUUAUUUACAUUCGCCUUCUCUGGAAACUUAACCAGGCAGUCUUUUUUAACAAUUCGCAAACAACCAGGCUGGUAACAUGUGUCACUGUGACGUUUUUUAUCUUGUGGCUUCCAUAUCAUAUUAUAAAUGUGCUGACUGUGAUUGCUGUAUCUCUGAAAAAUGAGAAUCUGAUACAUGUUUGCAGAGAUGCAAGGCACUUUGUGGCAUCUGUGUUAUUUAUAAAUAGUUCCAUCAAUCCCCUCCUCUAUGCAUUUGCUUCUAAAAAAGUUUGCUCUGCUUGCCAGAAAGAAGACUCAUCGCACCAGGAUUACAGAAACCAAACAGUUCAUGUCAUUGCAAUCUCUGGACCUUGA
This is a messenger RNA of Poecilia latipinna (sailfin molly), 945 nucleotides long. RefSeq names its product leukotriene B4 receptor 1-like. Gene Ontology annotation, biological process: immune response; G protein-coupled receptor signaling pathway; cell chemotaxis. Gene Ontology annotation, molecular function: C-C chemokine binding; C-C chemokine receptor activity. Gene Ontology annotation, cellular component: membrane; external side of plasma membrane. The transcript has a single exon. The coding region runs from base 1 to 945 and encodes 314 amino acids. The record is from RefSeq and is a predicted model, not a curated record. NCBI's taxonomy places the organism in Eukaryota, Metazoa, Chordata, Actinopteri, Cyprinodontiformes, Poeciliidae.